AUGUUUAAUUAUGCUUCUGAGGUGUACGUUGAGGCCCCUGUCGAGGCGUUGCAGCAGAGGGUACAGGGAAGGGCAGCAGCAGCAGCAGCACAAACAGCAGCAGCAGCAGCAGCAGCACGAGCAGCAGAAAGAGCAGCAGCAGCAGCAGCAGAAUCAGCAGAAGCAACAGCAGCAGCGGCAAUAGGAGGAGCAGCCAAAGCAAUGGCAGCAGCUGCAGCAGCAGCAGGGGCAGCAGCAGCAGCAGCAGCAGGGGCAGCAGCAAAGAGAGAGCGGCAGCGUUAA
Eimeria necatrix is the source of this 282-nucleotide messenger RNA. RefSeq lists its product as hypothetical. Bases 1 to 282 code for a protein of 93 amino acids. NCBI's taxonomy places the organism in Eukaryota, Apicomplexa, Conoidasida, Eucoccidiorida, Eimeriidae. The transcript has a single exon. The record is from RefSeq and is a predicted model, not a curated record.